AUGCAGUUAACAGAAGCUGAGUUGAAAAACUUGUCACUCAUUGAGAUUGAGAAUAUGUUGCAAUCCAAUCGAAGAAGUUUGCACGAAUUCAAAGACAUGCCUUAUCUGGAUGCUUAUGCCACACGGCACGUUGGGAACAGACUGAUUUACGAAGAACAUGAUUACAAUACCGAAACUGAGCGAGAAAACUUCAACAAUCUCUUUCGUGCCCUUACAGAUGAACAACGCUCAAUCUUUGAAAAAAUCAUGGAAGCUGUCGGAAAACAAAGAGGAGGGGUCUUUUUUUUACAUGGUUAUGGAGGGACCGGUGGGCGAACUGCUCAUUCCAAGUUCAAAAUUCCUGUGCCAACACUCGACAACUCCACUUGCAAUAUUGACAAAAACACUAAACAUUCUCAGUUAUUCGAGGCAACAGAUGUGAUAAUAUGGGAUGAAGCACCUAUGGCUCAUAAAAAUUGCUUUGAGGCAUUGGAUAGAACACUUAAAGACGUCAUGACCAAGAAGGGUCUUGGGAAUAAAAUCUUCGGCGACAAAGUUGUUGUUUUUGGAGGAGACUUUAGACAGAUUCUUCUAGUUAUUCCGAGAGUAGGGCGUUCUGAUAUUGUUCAUGCAUCCAUAUGCUCCUCUUAUAUGUGGUACUAUUGUCAGGUUCUAACACUAACAAAAAACAUGAGACUUCAGCAGGGAAGCGAUAUUACAAGUUCUAAGGAAUUAGCGGAGUUCUCAAAAUGGAUUUUAAAUGUCGGUGAUGGUAAGAUAUCUGAACCAAAUGAUGGAUUGGUGGACAUAGAGAUUCCUCAAGAUUUAUUAAUUACCAAUUAUGAAGAUCCUAUCAAAGCUAUUGUUGAAAAUACAUAUCCCAAUUUGGUUAAUGUAUUCCAAGAUGUUGCAUAUCUACAAGGAAAAGCAAUUCUUGCCUCAACCAUUGAAGUUGUGGAUAAGAUCAAUCAUUAUGUAUUGGACCUAAUACGAGGAGAAGAGAAAGAGUAUCUUAGUUACGAUUCAAUUGAUAGAACUGAUACGAGUUAUACCGAAGCUUAUGAAGUGCUAACUCCAGAAUUUCUUAGCAAAUUAAGAACAUCAAGUUUACCAAAUCAUAGAAUCAAAUUAAAAGUUGGUACUCCCAUUAUGCUUAUGAGAAAUUUGGACCAAUCAGAUGGAUUGUGUAAUGGAACAAGAUUGAUCGUUACAAGAUUGGCCAAUCAUGUCAUUGAGGCAAAAAUUAUUUCUGGCAAGAACAUAGGUAACUUUUUUUACAUUCCUCGAAUGUCUAUGUCACCUUCUGAGUCACUGUGGCCAUUUAAGUUGAUUAGGAGACAAUUUCCGAUUAUUGUCUCUUACGCAAUGACAAUUAAUAAGUCUCAAGGCCAGUCUCUUGAUAAUGUUGGGUUGUAUUUGCCUUCUCUCGUGUUUAGUCAUGGACAACUUUAUGUUGUAAUUUCAAGAGUUACUACAAAAAAUGGUCUUAAAAUCUUAAUAUACGACAAAGAGAAUGUUGGCAAAUAA
Vicia villosa (hairy vetch) is the source of this 1506-nucleotide messenger RNA. RefSeq lists its product as uncharacterized. Gene Ontology annotation, biological process: DNA repair; telomere maintenance. The transcript is spliced from 4 exons. The record is from RefSeq and is a predicted model, not a curated record. Lineage: Eukaryota; Viridiplantae; Streptophyta; Magnoliopsida; Fabales; Fabaceae. Gene Ontology annotation, molecular function: DNA helicase activity. The coding region runs from base 1 to 1506 and encodes 501 amino acids.